AUGGCAGCCUCUUCAGCUGAUGUGCGGUCGGCCUUGGAACUGCCCUCCGCCUCCUCUUCACACCUGCAAGCUUCGUCAAAGAAGAUUGCAGCACAAACGACGCGCAAACCCGAGGGAAUAUCUCGCGAAUUGUUCUCUCUCAUUGGACCCUCAGCGACCACAUUAGUCGCACAGCUCGCACAACCGCGUCUCAAGCAGAAACCGAAUCUCGGAGGGAACAACAAUUCCAAAUGGGAACUGCGUUCAUUCAAAAACGGUGCACGCUCCGACUCUCUUGAGCUUCAGCACUGGGUCAAAGCAUCCGAUGCGUCCACAGAAGAUGCGUAUCAGUUCGUCAAAUACAACGUUCAACGCCCGACUUUCGCGUACUCUCUCGAUGAAUACACACAGCUGUUAGAAGGUAGCUCAAUCACGUCUGUGGACACCCGGCCAGCCUAUUCAUCUCCAACAGAUAAAGACUGGACCAAAGAAGAAACAGACUACCUAAUGAACAUCGUACACGAAUACGAAACACGGUGGUAUGUCAUCCAUGACCGGUAUGACUAUCCGGCAGGCAGCGCACGGUCCAUGGAGGACCUCAAAGAUCGCUACUGUAGCGUCUGUCGAAAACUCAUCCGGAAUCAACCCUGGGCAUCCGACGACGCUAGUAAAAAUACGCUCCUAGCUAGCUUCUCAUUUGAAAAAGAUCGCGAAGUACUGCGUAAGAAGUACAUCGCCAGCUUGGAAGAUCGGACGAAGGAGCAGAUUGCCGAAGAAGAAGCCCUGUACAUCGAGGUCAAGCGUCUGGAACAAAACGAACGGCGUUUCAAACGCGACCGAGAUAAUCUUCUCCGUACCCUGGCGGGCAUCGAGUCGGGUUUGCCUGACAUCGUUGAGGAUGAGGUACAACUUGCGCAGCUUCAUGCGGACAUGAAGUUCAGCAGCCACAACAAGCGGAAAGGGGGGAUGAACCUGGACAUUGAUAUCCCCUCGACACCACUUGCGUCUAGCUCGCGAAGGCCGACGAUUCCCAAGAACAGCGCCUAUGAUGCCCAGCAUUGCAUCACGCGCCAGGACCUGUCCUCAUCGUCUGCCAAUGUGACAAAAGCUGCACACCAGCCAGCAUUCUUGCGCUCUUUCAGAAUGCCUUAUCCGAAGUCCAACAUCGCCCCCAAAGUCACACAGAUCCUCACAGAACUGGGUGUCUCUCACACUCGACUGGUUAUGCCAACUUUAGCCAACAUAACCGCCCUCGAAAAUCUGAUGGACGCUGCGAGUACCCUGGUGGAGACCAAGAAAGUCGUCGACAAAGUCGACUAUGACAUCCAGGUGAUGAAGAGCCGUCUCGGCAUGCAAGAAAGUGCGCCUACGAAAACGGAGGAUAUGGAUGAUGCGACGAUGGAUGUUGACGAUGCGGACGGAGAGAUUGAUGCCGAAGGUGAAGAUGGUCGCGCGCAGAGUGUGGUCAGUACAAGGAGUGCUCGCAGUCGAAAGCAGAGGAGGUCCAUGUCCGUCUCGUCGGUCGAUACAGUGUCCACUCGUGCUGGUACAAAACGUCAAAGAAGAUGA
Molecule: messenger RNA, 1548 nt
Organism: Mycena citricolor
Lineage: Eukaryota; Fungi; Basidiomycota; Agaricomycetes; Agaricales; Mycenaceae
Source: the annotation of a GenBank genome assembly